CUGAACGGUUCUUCACAACUAUGCCCAAACUUUCCGAAGCAUCUCUAAACGGCAAAUGAAAAAAAAAAAGUUAAUAUUAUAAUGCUUUCGUGUACUCAAAGAGGAAAAUACGGGAAAUCGAGGAGAUGAUAGUAAAGAAGAAAUUAGCGUGAAAACAGAGAAUAAUACAAUGUCCAUUCUGAAGGUAUGGAGCUCUAUGAUUACAUAGGACAUUUCUAUGUUUGAAAAACGCAAUAGAAAGGAAAAGUUUGGGAGAGUUUGAGGCAAACUAUGGCGCGAGAGAAGAUUGGAGAAACCGAAGUGGUCAAAGUGAAGAAACAGAGGAAGAAAACCAAGAAGGAACACAAAACACGGACUGUGCAUUCUAACAUUUUAUAUGAUCGAACCAAAGGCGAGGACAACCCAAAUAGACACUAUUCAGACAAUAAGAUUAAAACCACAAAAUACACCCUUCUCUCUUUUCUACCGAAGAAUCUGUUCGAGCAGUUCCAUAGGUUUGCCAACGUAUACUUCGUGUUCAUCGCCCUGCUGAAUUUUGUUCCAGUUUGUAAUGCUUUCCAACCACAGCUGGCCCUGGCACCAGUGGUGUUCAUCCUGUCGGUCACUGCCAUCAAAGACCUUUGGGAGGAUUACAGAAGACACAGAUCCGAUAAAGAAAUCAACCACAUGGAUUGUUUGGUCUAUAGCAGGCCAGAGCACCAGUACAUGGAGCGGUUCUGGAAGGAGGCCCGGGUUGGGGAUUUCAUUAGACUGCGCUGUAACGAGAUCCUGCCUGCAGAUGUUCUACUGCUCAGUUCCAGCGACCCGGACCGCAUGGUCCACAUCGAGACAGCUACCCUGGAUGGAGAGACCAACCUCAAACAGAGACAAGUGGUCCGCAGCUUCCUAGAACUGGAUUGUGAUUUUGACCCGUCCAAAUACAACAGCGUCAUAGAAUGUGAGAAGCCUAACAACGACCUGGCCAGAUUCCGUGGCUACAUUACCCAUCGCAGUGGAAGAAGAGAUGGCCUGUACAAAGACAACUUGCUGCUGCGGGGCUGUACUAUCCGCAACACAGAGGAGUGUGUGGGGAUAGUCAUCUAUGCAGGUCAUGAGACUAAAGCCAUGCUGAACAACAAUGGCCCCCGCUACAAACGCAGUAAACUGGAGAAACAGAUGAACGUGGACGUGGGCUGGUGUGUUAUCAUCCUAUUGGUCAUGUGCCUGUUCUCUGCUAUCGGUCACGGGUUGUGGAUGUAUCAGUACGGAGAUAAGAGACCCGUGUUUGAUGUUCUUAGUCCUGAAGGAGCCCACCUGUCGCCUGUCCUGUCUGCCGUCUAUCUCUUCCUCACCAUGAUUAUCGUCUUUCAGAUCCUGAUCCCCGUCUCGCUGUUCGUGUCCAUAGAGAUUGUGAAGAUCUGCCAGGUGUAUUUCAUCCAUCAGGACCAAGACCUGUACGAUGAGGAGACGGACUCUCAUCUGCAGUGUCGAGCUCUGAACAUCACCGAAGACCUUGGGCAGAUGCAGUACAUCUUCUCUGACAAGACCGGAACACUCACAGAGAACAAAAUGGUGUUCAGGAGAUGUACGGUGGCCGGGGUGGAGUAUAGUCACGAUGCCAACGCGAGGCGUCUGGCCAUGUACCAGGACCUGGUGGACUCAGAGGAGGAGGACUGUACGUCCCACAGUGGCACCUUGCCCAGACGGGACAGCGUCACCAGCAACCAGAGUGCUGCCAAGGUGGUACUCCGCUCCCAGAGCACCAAGUCCCACCGCAGGACUGGCAGUCGGGCCGAAGCCAAGAGGGCCAGCAUCCUGUCCAAACACACUGCAUUCAGCAGCCCCAUGGAGAAGGACAUCACCCCUGACCCCCAGCUCCUGGACAAGGUCAACCACUGCAGCAGCCAGAUGACCUUCAAGAGGUUCCACAGCCAAUCCCUGUCUCAGCUGCCCUCUGACCUCACUGACAUCAUCGACUUCUUCAUCGCCCUCACCAUCUGUAACACAGUGGUGGUGUCAUCACCCAAUCAGCCACGACAGAAGGUGCGAAUGAGGUUUGGGCUGAAGUCCCCAGUGAAGACUAUCGAGGACUUCAUCAAGCGCUUCACCUCCAGUCGUCUCACCUCCAACUCCAACAGCAGCAGCUCUUCCAGCCUCAACCGCUCCUCCCACCGCGAAUGUUCCAGUGUCCUCUCCUCCCCCUCCGCCGAGAGCACCCUGACUAAGUUAGAUGAGGAGCAUCACCCUGGAGGUCCGGGUGGUUUGGAGCAUGCCUUCUCCCCCGUCCCUCCUCACGCUACCGAGGGAGAGCCCGGGGCCGUAGAGGAAGGAGAGCUCCGCUACGAAGCAGAGUCACCUGACGAGGCUGCCCUGGUGUAUGCGGCGCGUGCCUACAAGUGUUCUCUGGUUGGCCGGCUACCUGAUCAGGUGACGGUGGAGCUACCUCACCUGGGGAAGCUAAGCUUUGAGCUGCUCCACACUCUGGGGUUUGACUCCACCAGAAAGAGGAUGUCUGUGGUGGUGAGACACCCGCUAACAGACCAGAUCACCGUCUACACUAAAGGAGCUGACUCUGUCAUCAUGGACCUCAUCACACUGCCACCUACAGCCCCCAGCCCAGCCCAGCUCUGUGCCUCAGCCCCCAGCCCAGCUCUGUUCCUCAUCCCCCAGCCCAGCUCUGUUCCUCAUCCCCCAGCCCAGCUCUGUUCCUCAUCCCCCAGCCCAGCUCUGUUCCUCAUCCCCCAGCCCAGCUCUGUUCCUCAUCCCCCAGCCCAGCUCUGUUCCUCAUCCCCCAGCCCAGCUCUGUUCCUCAUCCCCCAGCCCAGCUCUGUUCCUCAUCCCCCAGCCCAGCUCUGUUCCUCAUCCCCCAGCCCAGCUCUGUUCCUCAUCCCCCAGCCCAGCUCUGUUCCUCAUCCCCCAGCCCAGCUCUGUUCCUCAUCCCCCAGCCCAGCUCUGUUCCUCAUCCCCCAGCCCAGCUCUGUUCCUCAUCACCCAGCCCAGCUCUGUUCCUCAUCCCCUAGCUCUGUUCCUCAUCCCCCAGCUCUGUUCCUCAUCCCCCAGCCCAGCUCUGUUCCUCAUCCCCUAGCUCUGUUCCUCAUCCCCCAGCUCUGUUCCUCAUCCCCCAGCCCAGCUCUGUUCCUCAUCCCCCAGCCCAGCUCUGUUCCUCAUCCCCCAGCCCAGCUCUGUUCCUCAUCCCCCAGCCCAGCUCUGUUCCGCAUCCCCCAGCCCAGCUCUGUUCCGCAUCCCCCAGCUCUGUUCCUCAUCCCCCAGCCCAGCUCUGUUCCUCAUCCCCCAGCUCUGUUCCUCAUCCCCCAGCCCAGCUCCCUGUGUCUCAGCCCAGCUCUGAAUAGGCCUACCCUGUGUCUCAGCCCAGCUCUGAAUAGGCCUACCCUGUGUCUCAGCCCCCAGCCCAGCUCUGAAUAG
Messenger RNA from Salvelinus namaycush (lake trout), 3402 nucleotides. Its product is annotated as probable phospholipid-transporting ATPase VA. Gene Ontology annotation, biological process: phospholipid translocation. The coding region runs from base 271 to 3402 and encodes 1043 amino acids. The transcript has 11 exons. Gene Ontology annotation, molecular function: magnesium ion binding; ATPase-coupled intramembrane lipid carrier activity; ATP binding. The record is from RefSeq and is a predicted model, not a curated record. Gene Ontology annotation, cellular component: plasma membrane. NCBI's taxonomy places the organism in Eukaryota, Metazoa, Chordata, Actinopteri, Salmoniformes, Salmonidae.